This is a messenger RNA of Neltuma alba, 1656 nucleotides long. Its product is annotated as protein WHAT'S THIS FACTOR 9, mitochondrial-like. Gene Ontology annotation, molecular function: RNA binding. The record is from RefSeq and is a predicted model, not a curated record. The coding region runs from base 249 to 1499 and encodes 416 amino acids. The transcript has 2 exons. NCBI's taxonomy places the organism in Eukaryota, Viridiplantae, Streptophyta, Magnoliopsida, Fabales, Fabaceae.
CUCAGUUCUCCUUCGAUCACCGUCACGUAACUCACCUUCAACUUCGUCGUUCCUCUACCCCCUUAUGAAACCCAUUUUUCCUCGUUUCAUUCUUGCCGUCGCCAUGGUUAGCUUUGAAGCUUGUCUUUCUCUUGUGGGGUAGCUCGACGUUUGGUCAUUCUUGUGUGUAGCAGCUUAAAGUUCCACACCAUCUUCUUCGACGCUCUGAAAAGUGAAAUCAUCAAGUGCUGCCACUGAUUUAUUGCUCAAUGUUUUUGGACUCCAACAAAUUUCCACCAAGAACCCUUAAAAAUCUGCUCAGAUCAUCUGAAAAAUCAAUAUUCUCCUUUAUAUAUAGGACUCCAAAACAUCCUUUCUUGCACAUCCAGGUAUGCAAUUAUGUGGAUGUGUACAUGAAAUGGAAGAAAGACUCAUACUAUGACUCAAUUGAGCACAUCCACCAGUCCAUUCCACUAAAACCUGUCAUAGCCCUCAAAAACUGUAUUGCCCAGGACCCAAAUGGUUGUCUUCCAAUCUCUGCAGUUUCUAAGAGGGGAUUAGAGUUAGGUGUGCCCAUGAAGGUUGCAAGAUUUAUGCGGAAAUAUCCUUCCAUUUUUGAGGAGUUUACAGGUCCUGAAUACAAUCUUCCUUGGUUCAGGUUGACUUCGGAAGCUGCCCUGAUUCACAGAGAAGAGGAAACAGUUUAUGAAGAGUUCAAGGAGGACUUAAGAGCUAGGUUAAAGAAGAUGAUAAUGAUGAGCAGAGACAAUGUUCUGCCGUUAAAAAUAAUCAAAGGGAUGCAAUGGUAUCUAGGAUUGCCUGAUGAUUUCUUGCAGUAUCCAGAGCGGAAUCUUGAUGCAUCAUUCAAGUUUGUAGACAUGGCUGAGGGAUUGACGGGAUUGGCAGUAGAAAGUGAAGAAAAAGUUUGGUCCACAGUGCAGCUGAAUGCCAUGAAGAGAGGCUGUUAUUUUGGUGACUCAAUGGAGGCCAUCGAGUUUCCACUUUUUCCAUCAAAAGGUUUAAGGCUGAGGAAGAAGAUUGAGAAUUGGCUUAAUGAAUUUCAAAAGCUUCCUUAUGUUUCACCUUAUGAGAAAUUCUCAAAUUUGGAUCCGGACAGUGACAUAGCAGAGAAGCGACUUGUUGGGCUUCUUCAUGAACUGUUUUCCCUUUUUGUUGAACACUCUGCUGAGAGGAAGACGCUCUUCUGCCUUAAGAAACAUCUGGGGCUGCCACAGAAAGUGCACAAGGCGUUUGAACGGCAUCCCCAUAUAUUUUAUCUGUCUCUUAGGAACAAAACUUGUACAGCGAUUCUUAAGGAAGCUUACAGGAAUAGAUCAGCUAUAGGUGAGCAUCCUCUACUGAGCGUGAGGAAAAAGUACAUCAAGUUGAUGAAAGAGUCAGAGGUGAUUUUAAGGAACAGGAGAGUGAAUAAUAGGUUUUCAAAUGGGAACUCUCCGAAACUGGACUUAGAUUUGGAUUUUGUGGAUGAGCAAGGCUGUGAGAUGGCCGAGUGUUCUUAAGUAGAAGUUGAACUGCCCAACCAGCUUUGCAGUUUCUUGUUUAAUGGUCACACAACCGGUUGUAUCCUAGCCUUGAGGUAUUUUCACAACACUUGUAGCUAGACCUCUUAAUGAGUUAAUGAAAAUUAUAACCAAUCCUAUGAUUAGUUUUGGUAAA